AGAAGAAAAUAGGAGGCAACGUAGAAUGCCGGCAAGCGUGCUAAUACGCGCAAGAAAGCGACAUUCCCCUUUGCGGACGAUGGCUGCCGACCUCAAGCUCGUGCCCGAGCCCGAGCUUUUGUCCCGGACCUGCCACUCUGAUCGAUAUUUCGCCAACCCCGCUGCUUUUCUCUCUCUCCCUUGGUGUUUCUCCACCCCUCUCUCCUUCUCGCUUUCCUUUUCUACGUGUAUAUGCGCGUAAGCGCGCAUAAAACCCCUUCCAUUCUCUUUGUUUCUGCACGAGGUUUCGCGUCAUUCGCCACCCUUUCUGGCUUUGCCGACCUUCUAUCCGGCCAAUUGCCUACUCUACUUACUCUCUAUCCGCCCUGUAACACCGUCGUUUCACGAGCCGCUAUGUCGUUUUCGCCGUUCCGUUUCACGCUUUUCCAUACUUCGCGCCUUCUCAUCCUCCUUUUCUACCAUUACCUGUAUUCUUCUUCUCCGCAUGUGCGCCUCCCUCCGUCCGUGUAAUAAGAAAAACGACGGCAGUUAAGAAACUGCACGGCAGCGCGAGAAACAGAGUUUUCCGGUUUACCUUGAAAGCGACGCGUGACCGUCUCGAGUUCAGUCGUUUGCAUUUGCGCGUCGUGCGAAUUAACCGUCGCAGGAAACGUAACGGAGCGUGCGGGCGUGUUCGUUAGCGGCUCGCGUAUCUUCGUUCUCUCGCGCGCGUAUAUACCCUGCACGCGAGCGUUCGCGUAUCGUGAUUUUUCUGCCAACCACGCGACAGUGAACGAGACGACGAUAGUCGUCUGGCGGAUGAGCCAGCGACCACGGGAACUCUCGAUCUCGCCGAGGGUAAAAAGUGGCGGAAAGUGACAGAAUCUCGACGGUGGCUGGAGCGUCGAGCUGUCGGACGUGCACGAGGCUUCGACCUUCGUUUCGAGAUUCCAAUCUGAAAAGACGAAUACAGGAGGAACGCGAAAGGGAGAAAGAGAAGCGCGAGAGACGGAAUGGGAUGGAGAGGCGAAACGCGGCAGCAAAGGGGAGAGACCGCGGUGCAGAGGUGAGACGUCCGAGACGAUAGGCAGGGACGAAAACAGAGACGCGAUGGAAGCAAACGCGAAGGGGCGAAAAGAAAACGGCAAGGUUCGAGCGUUUUAUCGCUGCGCUGCUUCUGUGUCGAGUGUCCUACCGCUUUCCUCUUUCCCCCUUUGCGUCAUUUCGCUGCUUCGCAAGAAGAGGAUAUCGCUGUUAACUUACCUCACGGAUAUCCGCAUUGUUUCGCGUCAACCAGCCAACUCAGCUGACCUACAUUGGCCAGGCACCAGGCAAAAUGGGAUAUCGAGCCACUCGAUGCUCAUCUACGGAAAACUACUCGCCUUCCCUACAGGGAGACCCAGGUGCCUAGCGUCGUAUUCGUGUUCGCUUGUCGUCACUGUCGUGGUCGUAGUCGUGGUUGAAAGUACUCUUUCGUCCUAACACGGUUCGAUAUUCGACGCAACGUCCACGCUACGACGGAACUUCUCGCUCGUUUUCCUAUAUUUCUUGUUGGCACACGUGGAUCGAACUCGGAUUCAAAAAGAGAAAAUUGACUCGGCCGAGCUCGUGUCUCGCUUGCCGUAGCGGCAUAUUCGAGGACGAACUUGAUAUUUAUGUAUCGCUAGAGACGCGCGCAGCUCUAGAGAACUUCGAUCUACGAUCGACGAUCCAUGCAACUGAUUAACAGUCGAGCAAUGCGAUUCGUCAUUGCAUUUACGAAGGCACUUGGGUGCACCUCCUCUUUCUCCUCCUUCGAUCGCGUUAAAUAUAUUCGAUCUGACGCCGAGCACGAUCAAAGUUAUCGGAAUAACACGACGACAGUGUCCGAGGGCAUAGAAGAGCGCAGCCAAAUACAAUGGAAAUCGCGUAACUAAAUCACAAGGCACGCCGAUUAGACGAUAAUCUAUGGUAAUCGUCGAUCAAGGCCGAUCGCAUAAGCUGCCCAGACAUUCGGUAUAGCUGUCAAGCGACGAACAACCAAGUUGACGAUACGAUACCGCCAGAUUGGUCCAAGUGUGCUCGAUAUCUCUGCGAAUUAUAGCUUUUCCACGGAGAGACGCGUGUAUCGGGAAUACGUGGUGUAUGAAAUAAGCGAACAGGAUUAAAAUGCAGGAAGAAAGACAGGAAGAUACGCGACACGGCACGCUCCUAUAAAUAUGUAAUAGGAUUUCGUCGAAAUGAGGGACCAUCCGUCGCGCCUUUUCUCUGAUACGAGAACGGACGCGUAGAAAUGCCAGAAUGAGAGGAGUGGCGUUUCUGGGAACGGUGAGAUCGGCACGCGGAACUUUCCUGAGGAUGCUCGUCUUCGUCUUCCUGGCGACGUUCCUCUGGCUUCAAUUUCACGUGAUCAGCCUGACCGGCCGAGAUUCCUCUGGACAGGCCUCGUCGAACGAGACGCUGUUCUCCCUCGUACCGCAAGAAUUACAUAGGUUUCUGAAAGAUCGUCGAAAUGGUUCUUCCUCGACGUUAACGAACGCGAGCACGGAAACGUUAACCGAGUUCGAAAUAGCGGAGAUUCGUCGAAACAUAGAAAGGGCGAACGCCGAGCAAAGAGUGUACAACGAAGAGUCUUUCGGUCCUUUGGCUAACGACGCUCCCGUAAUAGUGAUUCAAGUGCACACACGGCUCACCUACCUCAGACACCUGAUCGUGUCGUUGGCUCAAGCGAAAGGGAUCGAGCAAACCCUUCUGGUCUUUAGCCACGACGUUUGGCAUCCGGACAUCAACUAUCUCGUGCAAAGUGUCGACUUCUGUCGUGUCGUGCAAAUAUUUUACCCUCACAGCAUACAGACUCAUCCUCGAACGUUUCCCGGCGAAGAUCCGAACGAUUGCCCUCGAAACAUUCGCAAAGAACAAGCUCUGAAUCUCGGCUGCAUCAACGCAAAGCAUCCGGACCUCUACGGACACUACAGAGAAGCCAAAUUCACGCAGACGAAGCAUCACUGGUGGUGGAAAGCGAACCGCGUGUUCGAUCAAUUAUCGAUCACGAGAAAUCACACCGGCAUAGUUCUUUUCCUCGAGGAAGAUCACUACGUCGCCGAAGAUUUCCUACACGUUCUCCGACUGAUGGAACGUACCUGUAAACAUAGCUGCAAAAGAUGCAACGUCCUGUCCCUGGGCACCUAUCUCAAAACCUACAAUUAUUUUGCCGAUUUCAGUCGAAAGUUCCUUGGCGUCAACAGCGCCCUGCAAAAGGAGCUACUGCGUGGAUUAAAAAGAUCGGAAGCAUCGGCGAGGCAACAGUCGGCUAAAGCCGAAGACGUCAUCGGUACCAGUGACAACGGAAGAAUCAACGGAAUCCCAAGCAGCAGCAGCAGCAGCAGCAGCAGCAACAGCGGCAGUGGGAGCGGCAGCACCGGCAGUAGCAGCAAUAGUACUCCUACUGGGGCGAGCAACAGCAAAAACAGCAGCGUUAACAACACUGGCGCUGCCGCCAUCCUACCAAUCGCACGCAACGCACAGAUCGUGCAAUCUGCCUCCGCAUGGGCUUUCCAACUCCUACCCGAACUCUACAAUCAUUAUCAAAAGGCUGAAGUGAUUCCUUGGAUCUCGAGCAAACACAACAUGGGCAUGGCGUUUAAUCGCGUCACUUGGAACAAAUUGAGAAAGUGCGCCGCCCAGUUCUGCUCGUACGACGAUUACAAUUGGGACUGGAGUCUUCAACAUAUCGCGCAAACCUGUAUGCCACCGAGCAAAGGACCCGGAAUCGCGCCUCGUACAGAAUCCGGUUUAAUCACGAUGAUGAUGCGGGCGCCCAGAGUUUUUCACAUCGGAGAAUGCGGAGUCCAUCACAAGAAAACCAAUUGCGAAUCGACCGCUGUGAUAGCAAAGGUUCAAAACGUCCUAAAGGCUGCCCGAGACCAUCUUUUUCCUACUCAACUGACGCUUACUGUAGCUGGCACUGCGAAAAAGACGAAGCUCAGGAAGGGCAACGGCGGAUGGGGCGACACACGGGAUCAUCGGCUUUGUUGGAACAUUACCGUUUAUCCGGAUCUCGUUUUACCUUGAGACCAAACUCUCGAACGAACGACAUCGAAAUAUCCUUUCAAUUUCUUCUUUUUUCUUCGCAAACCCUUCUCUAUUUCUCUACCUGCCUCGUUCUUUGUCCCGUUGUCCAAAAAGUCGCAUCCCGCUCAGCCCGUUUCGUUCCCGCCUCGUCCUGACUCAUCCAGUUUCGUCUCUCGUGGAAGAUGCUCGUUUAACAAGUUCCUUCGCGUCGACGAAUUAUUGUAUCGAUCCCACGGUCUGCUAUCAGAUCGCGCGGCAUCCCUAGCGGCGUACUUAUCUUUAUAUUCGUGCUAAACCUAGCAACCGAUUCAGUCGGCGGAAGCACAUUUCGCGCUUAGCGACUCAGCUCCUUAACGAAUUUGCGUCUCGACCGGUCGCCGAAGUCCCAGAGAAACACGCUUAUCACGUAUUCUAGUCAUCGUACCCAAUGAUGAUUAACGAUAAAUGGGUAACAAAAACAAAUGGUCGUUGUCUGUCUAUAAAUUGCUUCCAGUAAGGUAGCGAACAACGUUAGACUGACGAUACUCCCCGCUCGAGACGACCCAGACUUUUGAACUUGGAGUGACUCCGAGAGCGAACCAAAGCCAUCCACGAGUCGCGAAAUUUACAUAGGAUACGUUUUAUAUUUGUAACGAGAAUCAACGAAAAUAAACGAAUCGACCGAUUUUCUCGUA
Messenger RNA from Bombus huntii, 4703 nucleotides. It is a transcript of the gene Mgat2, whose product is annotated as alpha-1,6-mannosyl-glycoprotein 2-beta-N-acetylglucosaminyltransferase. Gene Ontology annotation, biological process: protein N-linked glycosylation; oligosaccharide biosynthetic process. The transcript is spliced from 11 exons. The coding region runs from base 2260 to 4029 and encodes 589 amino acids. Gene Ontology annotation, molecular function: alpha-1,6-mannosylglycoprotein 2-beta-N-acetylglucosaminyltransferase activity. Gene Ontology annotation, cellular component: Golgi membrane; Golgi stack. NCBI's taxonomy places the organism in Eukaryota, Metazoa, Arthropoda, Insecta, Hymenoptera, Apidae. The record is from RefSeq and is a predicted model, not a curated record.